Messenger RNA from Cydia pomonella (codling moth), 2188 nucleotides. RefSeq lists its product as uncharacterized. The transcript has 2 exons. The record is from RefSeq and is a predicted model, not a curated record. NCBI's taxonomy places the organism in Eukaryota, Metazoa, Arthropoda, Insecta, Lepidoptera, Tortricidae. Bases 1080 to 1967 code for a protein of 295 amino acids.
ACUAAAAAACAGCCAUCCCCAAACGUACAAGGAAUUUGCAGAAAAAGGCUUCUUUACCAUUAAUCGUACAGGCACACCUUGGGCAGGAGUAUGGUCAGAUAUGGUCAUAGAGCAAACGCUCAUGCGCUCCAUGAAAAAUUCAGGUGGCCUGACACCGGGAAGAGGAAUUACUGAUUCUGUAUUGGCCAAAUGGAUUUGCGGAUCACCGGGAUGCACUGCCAUCUGCACUUCAUUGGAGGAGUACGCCAAUGUGGUUUUUGCUAGUGGAGAACAGCACGUUGAUUUCCGACUAUCACGGCAACAGAGAGAUUCACAAGAUCGAGCCAAGAUUAGAGAAUGGUUCAGUGAACAUCCCCCAUUUCCAAUGUUGAAUUCGCUAAUGUCCCUGUCAACGGGCAUCCUGGGAAAUUCCAGAAUAAAUUGCCACCAAGCUCUAGAUAUUGGCACCAAAACGAUGCAAAGUUUCACUGGGCGCAAAUUCAGUGACAUGAAGCAGUCUAAGAAGAAUGUGGUUUUGUCACUAGCCAGUAUGAGCAGUAGCAUUAAAAUCAAUGGUGAGACAGUUACUGUUAACCCUUUGACGAUUGAUGACGACCCAAAGAACUGUCAUAGCAAAAAAGAACGAAGAAGAUGUUGAAGACCUUUUGACUUAUGAACUAACCCCUUUCCCGAUGGCUCUGUUCCAAGAGGGUUUAAUGCGAAAAAGGAAGAAGUCAUCCCUCUACGAUGUUUUGCCAGUAGAGAACAACGCAGCUCUCGAUCUCAACCAAACCACCAAUGUCAUAGAUGGUGGUUUCCUACUACACCGUAUGAAAUGGAGCCCGUCCUCCAACGUUUCUACGAUUUGCCAUCAAUACAUUACCUACGUCCAGAAACAUUAUGGUCCAAAUUGUAUGGUGGUUUUUGAUGGUUACAGUGAUGUCAACAGCACUAAAUGAGCAGAGCAGAAGCGACGAGGUCUGACUAAAACGUCGGUUGAUAUUAACUUUAACGAAAAUACGAACAUCACUGUUCAACAGGAGCAUUUCCUCGCCAACGAAAAAAAUAAAACGAGGCUGAUUCAAUUCCUCACCGAGAAAAUGACAGCAGCAGGGAUUGAAACAACUGUUGCAACAGGAGAUGCUGAUGGUACUAUUGUCAGAUGCGGGUUGGAUAAGGCUGCAGUUCAUCCAACUGUUGUAAUAGUUGGGGAAGAUGUCGAUUUGAUAGUCCUCCUCAUGGGAUUGGCUCCACCAAAUAUUAACGUGUUCUUUAUGAAACCAGGGCGUGGAAAGGUGGAAACCAAAUUGUUUUCAGUGCGACAAUUUCAACAGCUUCCAUUUGCCACGACAAUUCUCCUUCUCCACAGCUUUUCCGGAUGCGACACCACCUCCGCAAUCCAUGGAAAGAGCAAAGUGGGAAUUGCUAAGCUGUUCACGGAUAAACCAGACCUGACCCAAAAAAUCUCAGACAUUUUUAAUGAGCCUUCAACAUCACCUGAGAGUAUUGAACAGGCCGGCGAGAAACUGUUUCUGGCAAUUUACAAAGCGCCUAAUCAGGAACAAAAUCUAAAUAAAUUACGAUACUCAGCUUUUUUGAGAGCAUCAACGAAGCCGAAAUCAGAUCUGGCCACUCUUCCUCCUACCAGAGGAGCUUCGAAGCAGCACUCGUUGAGAGUGUACCUACAGAUACAACAAUGGCUCAGCAAGCCCCUACCACCUACUCAAUGGGGCUGGACCAGAGGAGACGAUGGCAUCCUAAAGCCGGUGACAACAAACGAUCCUGUGGCACCUGACUCCAUCCUCAACAGCAUAUUUUGCCGAUGCAAGACUGGGUGUGGGGUGCGAUGCGGCUGCCGGAAAGCAGGAAUUGCCUGCUCCAGUGUUUGCGGUGUAUGCUCCGGCUCAUGCUCUAACGGAGCCCCAAUCGAAAACAUCGUCGACGAUGAUGUUGAUGAUGAUAUUAUGUUACAUUUAGAAGAUAAUUAGUUUUUUUAAAUACAUGCCAUACCUACUUGAAGAAAUGUAUCUUUAUUUUAUUAUUGUCCAUCUUCUUUCCUUCACAUCUCAUUAAAUAUUGAUCCCAGCGAAAAAGUGUACAGGACCUUUUUGUAGAGAAUUUUAUGUAGAUUGCUUGAGCAGAAGAUUUUUUUUUGCUAUGAGCCACCGUUUACAAGAUAUAUAAGAAAAACUUUAAAAGGGGACCUUAA